Molecule: messenger RNA, 1227 nt
Organism: Ctenopharyngodon idella (grass carp)
Lineage: Eukaryota; Metazoa; Chordata; Actinopteri; Cypriniformes; Xenocyprididae
Product: scavenger receptor cysteine-rich type 1 protein M130-like
Exons: 5
Coding region: 157-1074 (305 amino acids)
Cellular component (GO): membrane
Source: RefSeq, a predicted model, not a curated record
UGGCUGGAUGAGGUGGAGUGUGAGGGGAAUGAGACAUCCCUGUGGAGCUGCUCUUCUCCAGGCUGGGGAAAACAUGACUGUCAACACAAGGAGGAUGUAGGAGUCGUGUGCUCAGAGUUUAAAGAGAUCAGGUUAACUGAGGGCUGUGAAGGGAAUAUGGAGGUUUUCUACAAUGGAUCCUGGGGUAAUGUGUGCUGGAACCAGAUGGACAGAGACACAGUGACUCUGAUCUGUCAAGAGCUGAACUGUGGAAGAUCUGGCAAUGAGCCCAAUUAUUCAAAAGGACCAAAGUCUCAUAAUUGGCUCGAUUAUUUUAAAUGUCGACGUCAUGAUUCCACUCUAUGGCAGUGUCCAUCUUCACCCUGGGGACAGAAUGACUGUGAUAAUGAAGUGGCCAAUAUCACCUGCUCAAAGGAUCAGGCUCUUGAGUCUCCUCAGAGUUAUCUGACAUGUUUUACCUCACCAUCUCCUCACCAGAGACAGUGUUCAAAUCAUGUUCCUCUCAGACUGAGUGAAGGGGAGGGCCGGUGCUCUGGGAGGCUGGAGGUGUAUCAUAACGCUGUGUGGGGCUCAGUCUGUGAUGAUCUGUGGGACAUCAGCGAUGCUCAGGUGGUCUGCAGGCAGCUGGGUUGUGGAGCAGCACUGAGGGCUGAUGGGAAUUCAGCCUUUGGUGCUGGCGAAGGUGUUGUGUGGCUGAACAGAGUCGAGUGCAGAGGGAAUGAGAUUCACCUGUGGGACUGUCCUCUCUCCCUGAAGAACCACACUGACUGCUCCCACAAAGAGCACGCUGGACUCACCUGUGCAGAUUUGUCAGUGUCCACUACUCCUGCCACAACAACAUCAUCUUCUCCUCCAGUUUCUCAGACAGUGAGCUCAACAUCAGUCUCUCGUCCACAAACUCCUCCAGCAGCGUCUCUCUCUGUGCUUGUGAUUGUACUGGGAGUUGUGCUCUUACUGCUCUUAGUGCCACUGCUUAUACUGAUUCAGCAGAACAGAGUGAUGAGGAGAGGUAGGAGAGAUCCAGAGACUGUCAUAUUGUGUCUUAUUCAGUGUGUGAUCAGUCAUGUGUUGUGAACUGACAGCAGGUUUGUCUGUCUACACUCACAGCUCUCUCUAAGAAGACUGAGGCUGUUUAUGAGGAGAUCCAUUACAGGCCCACUAAUCGACAACGUCUCUUCACUCAGAGGGGUGAGGCUGCUGAAAUGAUUAAUAAUAAUGACAAAACAU